UUUACAGUUUAAUGUGUCUACUUUUAUCAUGCACUCACCCAGCCAUUGCUCUGUCUGCAAUUGGGACUUUUCACUCUAACCGUCCUUUUGUGUUCAUGAACUAAACUCACCGAAGCAUUGACAGACUGGGGUGCUGUCUGGGAACUUUUGUUUUGCACGAAGAGUGACCCUUUGGCUCUUAUUUGACCGGGGAGCAGAGUAGGAUAGAGCCCGCUGGGCUGACCGAGGUGCCGCUAUGGGAAACCGGGGGAUGGAAGACCUAAUUCCCCUCAUCAACAAGCUCCAGGACGCCUUCAGCUCUAUCGGCCAGUCCUGCAACUUGGAUCUGCCGCAGAUAGCUGUCGUCGGCGGCCAAAGCGCAGGGAAGAGCUCCGUGUUGGAAAAUUUCGUCGGAAGGGACUUCUUACCCAGAGGAUCUGGCAUCGUCACCCGUCGUCCUCUCAUCCUCCAGCUGGUUAACUCUAAAGCGGAGUAUGCUGAGUUCCUGCACUGUAAAGGGCGUAAGUUUGUGGACUUCGAUGAGGUCCGUCUGGAGAUUGAAGCAGAGACUGAAAGGAUCACCGGAUCCAACAAGGGCAUCUCCUCCAUCCCCAUCAACCUCCGUGUCUACUCCCCUAAUGUGCUGAACCUGACCCUGAUCGACCUGCCAGGGAUGACAAAGGUGGCUGUUGGAGAUCAGCCUGUGGACAUCGAGCACCAGAUCAUGGACAUGCUGAUGCAGUUCAUCACCAAAGACAGCUGUCUGAUCCUGGCUGUCACACCGGCCAAUACUGACCUGGCCAACUCCGACGCCCUAAAGAUUUCCAAGGAGGUGGACCCUCAGGGACUACGGACCAUCGGUGUGAUCACCAAGCUGGAUCUGAUGGACGAAGGGACGGACGCACGAGACAUCCUGGAAAACAAACUACUGCCGCUUCGCAGAGGUUACAUCGGGGUGGUGAACCGCAGUCAGAAGGACAUUGAUGGAAAGAAAGACAUCCGUGCUGCUUUGGCUGCUGAGAGGAAGUUCUUCCUGUCCCACCCGGGGUACAGGCACAUUGCAGAACGCAUGGGCACACCACACCUGCAGAAGACCCUCAAUCAGCAACUGACCAACCACAUCCGUGACACGUUGCCAGGGUUACGCAGUAAGCUGCAAAGCCAGCUGCUAUCGUUGGAGAAAGAGGUGGAGGAGUACAAGAACUUCCGCCCCGACGACCCCACGCGCAAGACCAAGGCCUUGCUCCAGAUGGUGCAGCAGUUUGGUGUGGACUUUGAGAAGUGCAUCGAGGGUUCUGGGGAUCAGGUGGACACCUCCAACCUGUCAGGUGGAGCAAAGAUCAACCGCAUCUUCCAUGAGCGAUUUCCCUUCGAGCUGGUGAAGAUGGAGUUUGAUGAAAAGGAGCUGAGGAAAGAGAUCAGUUACGCCAUCAAGAACAUCCACGGAGUCAGGACAGGCCUGUUCACCCCAGACUUGGCGUUUGAGGCCAUAGUGAAAAAGCAGGUCAUUAAGCUGAAAGACCCCUGUCUGAAAUGUGUCGACCUCGUUGUCACCGAGCUUGCCGCCCUGAUCAGGAAGUGCACGGAAAAGCUGGGAUCUUACCCUCGACUGAGAGAAGAGACGGAGAGAAUCGUCACCACCUACGUCAGAGAGAGAGACAGCAAGACAAAAGACCAGGUACUGCUGUUGAUCGACAUUGAACUCUCUUACAUCAACACUAAUCAUGAGGACUUCAUUGGAUUUGCCAAUGCCCAGCAAAGGACUGCUGCUAACAUCACCAAGAAGAGAGUCAUGCCCAAUCAGGUGAUCCGCAGAGGCUGGCUCACCAUCAACAUCAGCAUCAUGAAGGGAGGAUCCAAGGACUACUGGUUUGUCCUGACAGCUGAGUCUCUCUCCUGGUACAAAGAUGAGGAGGAAAAAGAGAAGAAGUACAUGCUGCCUCUGGACAACCUGAAGCUGAGAGAUGUGGAGAAGGGCUUCAUGUCCAGCAAACAAGUCUUUGCCAUCUUUAACACCGAACAGAGGAAUGUGUACAAAGACCUGCGUCAGAUUGAGCUGGCGUGUGACACUCAGGAGGACGUGGACAGCUGGAAGGCUUCGUUCCUCAGAGCUGGUGUUUACCCUGAGAAAGAUCAGCCUACGAGUGAAGAUGUGAUGAAUCCGAGCGACACCGUGUCCAUGGACCCACAGCUGGAGCGGCAGGUGGAGACCAUCCGCAACCUGGUGGAUUCGUACAUCGGCAUCGUCAACAAGUCCAUCAGAGACCUCAUGCCCAAGACCAUCAUGCACCUCAUGAUCAACAGUGCAAAGGACUUCAUUCACUCCGAGCUGCUGGCCUACCUGUACUCGGCGGGGGACCAGGGCAGUUUGAUGGAGGAAUCCCCGGAGCAGGCCCAGAGAAGAGACGAGAUGCUGAGGAUGUACCACGCUCUGAAAGAGGCCCUCGUCCUCAUAGGAGACAUCAGCACCACCACUGUUUCUGUCCCAGUGCCUCCACCUGUAGACGACAACUGGAUUGCCAAGGACCCGAGUCCUCCACCUGCGUCCCGCCCUGCCCCAGCAACAGCGCCCCCUCCCAACCGACCCCCGGCAGUGAGGGGCCCCACCCCAGGUCCUCCGCCCCCUCUCAACCCCUCCCCAGCAUUCGGAGCACCUCCCGUGCCAUCUCGCCCACCGGGCCAAACAGCCUACGCCGGGGAUCCAAACGCUGGAGCUGUGCCUCUUGUUCCUUCCAGGCCGGCCCGUGUGCCUCCUGCUCUUCCGCCAGGGAUUCCCAGCAGAAGACCCCCGGGUGCUCCCAUCCGACCCACUGUCAUACGUCCUUCAGAGCCCUCCCUGCUUGAUUAGAAACACACACACACACACACACACACACACACACACACACACACACACUUCUUGUUUACACGUUUAUAUUUCUGUAGAUCAGAGGAAGUCAACUUUUUUUUCCAUGUAUAUUCCUAUAACUACACACCUACAGUAACCUGUAAUCUGAUGCUGUUUCAGUCUGUGCAUUUCAAAAACAUUGUGUAUGUACUUUAACUAAAUGUGUAGGUAGAUUAUUUUUCAAGCAACGAAUAUGAUGACGUUUUCUGCAUUAAGUGUUAUGAAAAGGGAUACAUUUGAUGACUUUAUUGACUUAAAGGUUAGAAACCAGCAAGCCAUCUUGAAUUUCUGUUUUAUUUUAAAUGAAAUGUGUCUUUAAAACAAUAUAUAUGACUCAUAACUUUUAUAUAAUGGUAAAACAAUUGAGAAGUAAUCUUUUGUGAGCUGUAUACUUGCUAACAUUUUGUCAGUAAUCUCACACACUAAGCACCUCAUUAAGUAAGCUGCACUUUUCGAUCAAGUUUCUUUUUUUUCUAUAUCGUUGGGGGAUUUUCAAAGCCUUCAAUUGAGCUUAUUAAAAUUAGACUCAGUAAUGGAAUUUGUAUUUUGGCGUAUGACUUCAUUAGCAUAUUUUUCAAGGAAAAAUUAAUUAAGUGAGGUUUUUGUGUUUCUUUUUUGUGGAACAAUUGAAAAGUGAGAUACCUACCAUUACUGCUCUAAAUGUAAGUGAAAUUGGAAUCCAAGUGCCUUGAGCAAGAGAAAAAUGAAUGACUUAUUACGUUAAAAAAGCCUGAAUAAAAAUAAACCUCCCAGAGAAAGGGCCUCCUUCUCUGUCAGCCGGUGUAUAAAGAGAUGGAUUAAAUAAAGGAAUAGAAGAAAA
This is a messenger RNA of Eleginops maclovinus (Patagonian blennie), 3686 nucleotides long. It is a transcript of the gene dnm2b, whose product is annotated as dynamin 2b. Gene Ontology annotation, biological process: synaptic vesicle endocytosis. Gene Ontology annotation, cellular component: membrane; synapse; cytoplasm. Bases 236 to 2827 code for a protein of 863 amino acids. Gene Ontology annotation, molecular function: microtubule binding; GTPase activity; GTP binding. The record is from RefSeq and is a predicted model, not a curated record. The transcript is spliced from 20 exons. Lineage: Eukaryota; Metazoa; Chordata; Actinopteri; Perciformes; Eleginopidae.